AAAAAAACACAGCCCCAGCCGAAAAGAGCCGACUAACCCCAGGCUACCUGAAGCUAAAGCGCCCGAACCGGGGCCAUGGCGUCGGAACCGUGUUCACAGAUUGAAGCCGAACUCUAUUUCCUGAUUGUCAGAUUUCUUCAAUCGGGACCGUGCAAAAAAUCGGCACAGACUCUGCAGGAGGAGCUGGAAGAGUAUGAGAUCAUCCCGGAGCGCUGGAGCUGGGACGGAAAACGGUACAAGAGAAACUUCCAGGAUUGGGUGGCACUGAAUCAGCACAUCCCAGCAGAUUACCUGUUGCGUGUGUGUGAGCAGUUGUGUCCGUUGGUGGACGCACACGUCCCUCCGAGCGUCCCCGGACUCCGCAGUCUGCUGGGGAGCGGCCGACAGUCUCUACUGCGUACUGCCAAGAGUUCUUCUCACACAGUAUGGACGGGUUCUGCUGUAGCUGCUCUGCACAGGGGGCGGCCCCCCGAACCGCCAAUCAACUUCCCCAAACCGCCAAAUAUUGUGUCAAUCAUGGGCGGUCGCCAGGCAACCGGGGUGGCCCGCUUGGGUCACGCCCUCCCAUCCUGCACCUACCAGCACAUGAAGAUGCACAGGAGGAUUCUGGGACACCUGUCCUCGGUGUACUGCGUGGCCUUCGACCGAACGGGCCGCCGUAUCUUUACGGGUUCGGACGACUGCCUGGUGAAGAUCUGGGCGACAGACAACGGGCGUCUCUUGGCGACGCUGCGCGGCCACGCGGCCGAGAUCUCCGACAUGGCGGUGAAUUACGAGAACACGCUCAUCGCUUCCGCCAGCUGUGACAAGGUCAUCCGUGUGUGGUGCCUCCGAACCUGCGCGCCCAUCACUGUCCUACAGGCGCACACCGCCUCCAUCACCUCCAUACAGUUCUCUCCAUCGUCUUUCGGUUCUACGCGCUAUCUGGCCUCGACAGGAGCCGACGGCAUGGUCUGCUUCUGGCAGUGGAACAGCAUCACCAUGAAAUUCUCUGACAGGCCAGUGAAGUUCGCCGAGCGGUCUCGUCCCGGGGUUCAAAUAUCCUGCUGCUCCUUCAGUACCGGUGGGAUGUUUCUGGCCACUGGAGGGACGGAUCAUGUGCUCAGGGUGUAUUACCUGGGUGGUGAGACACCUGUGAAGUUGUCAGACCUGGACUCGCACACGGAUAAGGUGGUUGCCGUGCAGUUCUGCAACAACAGCGACAGUCUACGCUUUGUGAGCGGCAGUCGGGACGGAACGGCGCGGAUCUGGCACUACCAGCAGCAGGAGUGGAAGAGCGUCAUGCUAGACAUGAGCACCAAACUGCCGGGGAGCUCCGCAGCAUCAGGAGAGGACAAGACCACCAAGUUGGUGGUUACCAUGGUAGCAUGGGACCGCAGUGACCGAACAGUCGUUACUGCCGUCUCCAACUUACUCCUCAAAGUCUGGAGCCCCACAAAUGGCCAGCUGCUACACGUGCUCUCGGGUCACGACGAUGAGGUCUUUGUCCUGGAGCCCCACCCCUUCGACUGGCGCAUCAUGCUGUCGGCCGGCCACGACGGCAACAUCUACAUCUGGGACCUCAGCAAAGGCAACAAAAUUCGGAACUUCUUCAACAUGAUUGAAGGUCAGGGUCACGGAGCGGUGUUCGACUGCAAGUUCUCGGCUGACGGUCAGCACUUUGCCUGCACAGACUCGCACGGGCAUCUGCUCAUCUUCGGCUUCGGCUGCAGCCAAACCUACGAGAAGAUUCCAGAUCAGAUGUUCUUCCAUACAGAUUUCCGGCCGUUGAUCCGGGACUCCAAUAACUACGUCCUGGAUGAGCAGACGCAGCAGGCGCCGCACCUCAUGCCUCCGCCGUUCCUUGUGGACGUGGACGGGAAUCCGCACCCUCCGAGAUUCCAGCGCCUCGUACCCGGCCGAGAGAACUGCAAGGAGGAGCAGCUGGUGCCUCAGCUAGGCUACAUGGCUAACGGUGACGGAGAGGUGGUGGAGCAGGUGAUUGGCCAGCAGACGGCAGAUGAGGGUCAGGAAGAGAGCCCAUUGGACAGCUUGAUCCGGCAACUUCAGCACCAGCAGGAUGAGAGACUCAACUCAGGAAACCAGGCUGCAGGUGGUGAAGCAGCAGACGGUCCUCUGUCGCCCCCUAACGUCGGCCUGCGCAGGAGCGGUCAGGUGGAAGGGGUUCGACAGAUGCACAACAACGCCCCCCGCAGUCAGAUGGCCACGGAGAGAGACCUGCUCGCGUGGAGCCGCCGUGUGGUCGUUAACGAAAUCCCCUCAGGAGUGUUCAGGAUAAUGGAGGAGAGUCGACUGGCUAAAGGAGAAAUGGAGCGAUCUCUCUACAACAUGGAGAGGAAGAAAAAACCUGUCCAUACUACUAGAACGGAGCCGGUUGACGUUUCGGUGCGCUCUCUGCGGAGACCUCAGAGAAAACCGCAGCAGAAACGACACACGUAUCACACGCGGUCAGCGCGGGAAAGGAGGCGCGCACGCACGCUCACCAACACGCGUGAGGACAGCCUCAGCGAAUCAGACAGCGAGGCAGAGCAGGAGGAGGAUCAGAACGAGAACAGUGACGCAUCCUCUGAAGGUGACGCUCAGUGGGAGAACGCCAGCAGCUCAAGUGACUCCUCCAGCGAGUAUUCUGAUUGGACGGCAGACGCAGGUAUCAACCUCCAGCCGCCCAAACGACCAAUCAGGAGGCCGGCUCGUAUCGCCGGGAGCAGCAGCUCGGAGGACGAAGGCGAGGGGCGGAGAGAAGGGGAGGAGCGUCGCAAGAAGAAGAAGGAGGAGGAGGAGGAGAAGAAAAAGAAACCCAAACAAACUAAACAGAAGACGGUUCCUGCCGGUGAGCUUGAAGAGUGGCUUCCCCCGCCCUGGAUAAUGGAGACGAUACCCAGGCGAUCUCCAUUCCUACCUCAGAUGGGGGACGAGUUGAUAUAUUUCCGGCAGGGUCACCAGGCGUAUGUGCGGGCGGUGCGUCGUGCCAAAGUCUACAGCAUUAACCCUCAGAAACAGCCCUGGAACAAACUGAACCUCAGGGAUCAGGAGUGUGUGAAGGUGGUGGGUAUAAAGUAUGAGGUGGGUCCUCCCACACUCUGCUGCCUCAAACUGGCCUUCCUGGACCCGCUCUCAGGGAAGAUGACCGGCGAGUCCUUCAGCUUGAAGUAUCAUGACAUGCCUGAUGUCAUUGAUUUUCUGGUGCUACAACAGUUUUACAACGAGGCCAAAGAACGCAACUGGCAACCGGGUCAGCGUUUCAGAAGUAUUAUAGACGACGCCUGGUGGUUUGGAUCAGUGGAAAGUCAGCAGCCGUACCAGCCGGAGUAUCCAGACAGCCUUUUCCAGUGUUACGUUGUCAGGUGGGACAACGGUGAGAGAGAGAAAAUGAGCCCAUGGGACAUGGAGCCCAUACCUGAUGAAGCUCCACUUCCGGACGAGGUCGGCGACAGCGUCCCGGUAACGGAGGAGGAGCUUCAGUCGCUGCUGUACCAACCGCAGGACGGAGAGUGGGGCGCACACACACGCGACGAAGAGUGUGAGAGAGUCAUCAACGCCAUAGACCAGCUUUUCACACUGGACAUAGCGAAGGCGUUCUCCUGUCCAGUGGAUCUGAGGGAUUAUCCUCUGUACUGCACUGUGAUAGCGUAUCCCACUGACCUCAGUACAAUCAGACUGAGACUGGUACACCGCUUCUACAGGAGGAUUUCAGCGCUGAUGUGGGAGGUUCGUUACAUCGAGCACAAUGCCAGAACGUUUAACGAGCCGCACAGCCCCAUCGUCACGGCGGCUAAAGCAGUCACUGACGUCCUGCUGCGCUUUAUUGGGGAUCAGAGCUGUACUGAUAUCCUGGAGCUGUACAAUAAGGUCAAGACGGAGCUCAGCAGUGCUGCUGAAGAAGAGGAGGAUGUUGAUAUCGACUCCGACACUCCAGGCACGUCGACUGGCCAGAAGCGGUCCGGUCAGUCGUCUCAGAAGCGGGGCGUGGUGCUGGACGUGCGAGCGUGGUACGGUCAGUGUAAAGAGCUGCUCAGGAGGAUGAUCGCCAGCUCAGACUCCGAACCCUUCCGCCAACCCGUGGACCUCUUCACCUACCCGGACUACAGAGACAUCAUAGACACGCCGAUGGACCUGGGAACGGUCAUGGAGACUCUGGUGGGGGGGAAUUAUGAGAAUCCCAUGGAGUUCUCCAAAGACGUCCGGCUCAUCUUCAGCAACUCCAAAGCGUACACGCCCAACAAGAAGUCCCGGAUUUACAGCAUGACUCUGAGUUUGUCUGCGUUCUUCGAGCACCAGAUCAUCUCCAUCAUCUCAGAUUACAAAGUGGCCAUCCAGAAUCAGAGACGCUGCCAGCAGAGACUCAGCUACAGCAAGAGACUGCAAAACUCGGUGCCAGAGAGCCCCAAAGGGAAGCCCAAGUCAGUGAAGAAAACUAAAACUCCCCCGCAGCCCAACAGGACCCGCUCACGGCGGCCCUCUGAAGAUUCGAACCUCGUGCUUGAGGAUGAAGACAGUCAGCCUUCAUCUUCCUCCCUGUCAGCAUCGACAUCGUCAGGGCAACCGGCGAGUAACAGAGUCACGCGCAGCAGAGCUCUGAGCAAGAGAGCAGAUGCUCACUGCAACGGGCCACUGACUAACGGAGGUCGAAGGUCACGCAGACAACCGGGACAGGGAGACACUUCAGACUCAGAGAGCUCGGAAUCUUCAUCGUCGUCGUCGUCUUCAUCCUCUUCCUCCUCGUCUUCGUCGUCCUCUUCCUCUGAGAGCGAAGUGAACGACGCCGACGUGGCCAGCUUCGCCGAAGGCGGAGACCACGACUACAGCAAAGCGUCGCGUCUCUCUCUGGCACGCAGAAGCAAGAUGGCUGCCGCUAGCUUUGCUGCUAACGCCAAACGGAAAAGAAGAGGGCAAGAAGAGGAAAGGACUGAGUGCCUCAAACGUGCGCGUAGGGAACAGACGCCGGUCCAGGCGGCCCAGAGCGAGGAUGAGGACGAGGACGAAGAUGAGGACGAGGAAAACGAAGAGGUAGAAGAGGAGGAGCCUGAGGGAGAGGAAGAAGGGGAAGAAGAAGAACAAGAAGAAGGGGAAGAACAAGAAGAAGGGGAGGAAGAAGAAGAAGAAGAAGAAGGGGAAGAGCCAGAAGAAGAGGAAGAAGAAGAAGAGGAGGAGGAGGAAGAGGAAACGAGUCCACAACCUCAGCUUCCUGCCAGAGGUCAAAGGUCAAGUCAGAGGACAGUGAAAGCGGGGCGUGUAAACACCCGUAACCAAGGGAGACGGACCGUAGUCUAUAACGACGACUCGGAUGACGAUGCGCCCGCCGCUGACCCGCUCAAUCUGGGCACGUCGCGUUCCGGAAGGAUCCGCCGCAUGACCGAGCGAGCCAGGGUCAGCCAUCUGAUGGGCUGGUCACACUGACCUUUGACCUUUCGGACAUAUUUUUUAAGCAACCUCAGACUUUUGGACUUCACUACAGCAAUACUGCAGGGAUUUUUUUUGUAGCUGUUGAUGUACAGAUUUUUCUUUGUCUCUUGUUUUUUUUUUAGUUUUUUUUUUUUUUUUAUUUUGUUAAUGAGACUUUUGUUUACGACUCUGGAGCUCGUGGUGCUGAUUCCGUCUCGCUCUGGUGUCCGACGAACCAAACCAGCCUUACUGUGGGCCAGAGCAUGGAGGAGUCUCUCUCCCUCUCUCUCCCUCUCUCUCUCUCUCUCUCUCUCUCUCACUGUCUGUCUCUCUGUCUCUCUGUCUCUCUCUCUCUCACUGUCUGUCUCUCUGUCUCUCUCUCUCUGUCUCUCUCUCUCUCACUGUCUGUCUCUCUGUCUCUCUCUCUCUGUCUCUCUCUCUCUCACUGUCUGUCUCUCUGUCUGUCUCACAUCUUCUCUUCAGGCUUCAUUUGCCAACGUGGUGCUUUUUAAAUCAAGUCACUGCACUGCACGCAGGAUGAUGGUGCUGUUCUCUCUCUCUUUCUCUUUCUCUCUCUCUCUCUUUCUCUUUCUCUCUCUCUCUCUCUUUCUUUCUUUCUUUCUGUAUUCCUCGCCCCCGUGUUAAUAAAUGGUACAUUAGCCAGCUAGCUAAAGGUUUACAUCCCAAAUCGCAUCCUGCUGUAAUAAACACUUAAAAUUAUCGCUUUAAAUUUCAGUAUAAUGUUUCGUAAAGUUAUAUUCGGUUUGGGAUGCGACUCAAGAUUUUCAUUCCCUCAAGCUAGCUGUUGCUUAUUUUUACAAAAAAAUUUACUCGACUCCUUUACAGACUGUUCUCUCGGAUCCUCUUGCACUCUUCCUUCCUUUUCUUUAUCCAUUUGCUGACUUUUCGUUUUUAUUUAAACAAGCUGAGUCAUUGGUAAUAAAAUAAAUAACACCACAAUGAGCUAACAUUCAAUCAGCUACUUGUUGCCAGGUGGAUUUAAUCUGACAGAGUGACCUCAUUGGUUCUUAAGAGGCUCUCUCUUUGAUUGGUUGAAAUCUCUCUCGCAUUUAUUUAUAGCUGUAUGGAUCAGCUAGCUAGUCCUAAAUCAGAUUUUAGUAUUACCUUUGUUAAUAAAAGUUAAAAAUCAUAAAGCCUACGUCCCAAAUCUCAUUCCGUCAUACUGCAUUAUUAUUCAAAAUGUUCCGUUUUAAAAAUUUAGUGUAAUGGGGUGAAAGGAAACCAAAUAACAACAAGAAUCAGACAACCACUAACCAAGAAAAUGAGAUGAUAAAGUUUGCUGCUUCAUCAGAUCCAGCCAAUCAGAUCCAUGUUGCUAUGUAGAAUGUAUCUGACCGAGCGACGCCAUUGGCUGUUAUCCUGAGCCGAUUCCUCUUUCCUCAGUGAGUUCUUCACAGAAGCAGUCUCUUUUUAAAUUUGUUAAUUUAAAUACAAACUGCAAAAUAUUCCACGUUUCUAGCUAAGUGAGAUUAUCUCACAUAAAGCCUGCUUAAAAAAAAAAAGCACAGGAUUAAUAUCGCACGAUUUGCGACAGUUAAGUUAAAAGUAGGCAGGCAGUGUAUCAGCGCAGUUGAGGAAACGUCCAAUCAGCUUCUUGUUGCUAUGCAGACAAAUGAAGAGGUGCUUUCUGAUUGGUCCAAACCUCUGAGAGGAAUUUUGAUGGUAGUCAUGUUAAUCUAAACGCUUAUUACUCAGCUAAAUAUUGCACUUCCCUUCACUAAAUCUGAUCUUUGCUUUACCUGCGACAAAAGGCCUGGUAGCAAAAGUUUUUGCCCCCCCCCCCCAAUCCCACCAGCCACACUGACCAGUUUUCCAUUCGGAUGAAUACAGUGGAAUGUCAUUUGGGACACAGCGGAAGAGUCGUGUAGGAAUUUAAUCUCAAGCCAUCACCUUUAUUCAACUGUUUGUUCUCUCCCUCUUCUCUCACUGUCUCUCUCUCUCUCUCUUUUUCUCUUUCCCACCUUCAAUUCCGGGGUCUGUCCCAAACGCCAGUCUCACUAGCGUUCUUACUAUUUUUGUUUCUGAGCGGUCACAUGGUGUAACCUUUGUGGCAUCCCAUAAUGCACUGCAAGCAUACAUACAGUAUGUUAAUGCUUAUGUAAUUCAGUAAAGCUAGUAUAAAUUUAGACAAGUUAUUGGUGUUGUAUAGUUAGAUGUCGUGUGUUUAGAAUGCUGUCUUGCUAGCUAUUGAUUACUAGCGACAUUAGCUUAGCCAGCCUACUAAACACAGCAGUGCACCAACAUUACUUACAAAUCAAUUUGCUAACAUUUAGCGUUACCUCUUAGCCUCUUUAUAAUUCUAGUAAGAACUUUAGGUUUAAAGACUAGCAUUUGGGACACACCCUGGAUUUUUUUUUUUUUUCCAAAUCUUCCAAGAUGCAUUAACUACUUCCAGGUCAUGACCUUGACUUCCUGCCCAUAUGAGCAUCGAGAGCAUUGAUACACCGAGUGUCUGCACACACACUGUUUUUACAAUGGAGUAUAUUUAUAUUUGUACUAUACACUUACACACUUUGUGAUUCAUACUUAUCAAUUGAAACCGAUCCAAUGAUGUUUGCACAUGUUACGGCAGCUGUUUGGUCAAAAAAAGGAGUUUGGACGGGCUCUAAAUCCUGGCUCCUCAUUGGUCGAGAGUCUUCACAAACCAGAGCCAGGGAAGCUCAAAGUAUCAGAAGGAUGACUGUUUUUGAUGGUAGUUUUUUCCUUUUUUUUUUUUUUUUUAUAGAAUUACUUUUCCUUUCUUUCAUUUUUUUUUUAUUAUUUGACCUCUGAAAACAGGAAGUGGUGCCAAUCUAAGGACUCAUGAGAUCUUCCAGAUCUUGCAGAUCUCCACUCUUUUGAUUCAGCAGGGAGUGUUUUUUGUUUGUUUAGUUUGUUUUUUUGUUUGUUUGUUUGUUUGUUUGUUUGUUUUUUUAAAUAAAUGGUGAUUCCUA
Molecule: messenger RNA, 8336 nt
Organism: Pangasianodon hypophthalmus (striped catfish)
Lineage: Eukaryota; Metazoa; Chordata; Actinopteri; Siluriformes; Pangasiidae
Gene: brwd3
Product: bromodomain and WD repeat domain containing 3
Exons: 40
Coding region: 76-5397 (1773 amino acids)
Biological process (GO): regulation of transcription by RNA polymerase II; cytoskeleton organization; regulation of cell shape
Cellular component (GO): nucleus
Molecular function (GO): protein binding
Source: RefSeq, a predicted model, not a curated record